GACACAGCCUUGAGCAAAGUUCCCAUGGCUCCUGAGAGGCUGGGAGCAGGGUGGUGGGGUGGAAGGAACUCACAUGGCUUCCUCCCUCUCCUGCAGGGUUCAGGGAAGGUGUGAAGAAAGGUGUAGCCGCCUCUUGUGGUUGCAGAGAUCUGAGACCCAGAAGUCUCCCCAUGGCUCCUUAUCACAUCCGCCGGUUCCAGGAGAGGGACCACAAACAGGCCGUGGACUUGUUCUGCAGGGGCAUGCAGGAGCACAUCCCCACCACCUUCCGCCACAUGCUGACACUGCCCAGAACCCUCCUGCUUCUAUCUGGGGCACCCCUGACUGUAGUCCUGGUGUCUGGCUCCUGGCUGCUGGCCAUCGUCUGUGUCUUCUUUCUGCUCCUGCUCCUGCGGUUCCUUGCCAGACAGCCCUUCAAGGAGUAUAUGACCAUGUGUUUGCGCACAGACAUGGCUGACAUCACCAAGUCCUACCUGAAUGCACGUGGCUCCUGCUUCUGGGUAGCUGAGUCUGGGGGGCAGGUGGUGGGCACAGUGGCUGCUCUGCCAGUCAAGGAUCCUCCAGUGGGGAGGAAGCAGCUGGAGCUCUUUCGCCUGUCUGUGUCCUCACAGCAUCGAGGGCAGGGGAUAGCGAAAGCGCUGGUCAGAACUGUCCUCCAGUUCGCGCGGGACCAGGGCUACAGCGAUGUUGUCCUUGAGACCUCUGUCAUGCAGCAAGGUGCUAUAACCCUCUAUGAGGGUAUGGGUUUCCAGAGAACUGGCCAGUUCUUAUAUCCCAGUAAUAUCAAUUGGCUGAUGGAGUUUUCUAUAAUUCACUUCAUGUAUCCUCUCCCUACGGCUCAGGAACACGGACUAUGAUCUUAUUUCUUAUCAUAUCUGUCAGGGUCCAAUUACUGU
Molecule: messenger RNA, 896 nt
Organism: Acomys russatus (golden spiny mouse)
Lineage: Eukaryota; Metazoa; Chordata; Mammalia; Rodentia; Muridae
Product: probable N-acetyltransferase CML1
Exons: 1
Coding region: 171-857 (228 amino acids)
Molecular function (GO): N-acetyltransferase activity
Source: RefSeq, a predicted model, not a curated record